Colias croceus (clouded yellow) is the source of this 720-nucleotide messenger RNA. RefSeq names its product 39S ribosomal protein L50, mitochondrial (gene mRpL50). Gene Ontology annotation, cellular component: mitochondrion; mitochondrial large ribosomal subunit. Lineage: Eukaryota; Metazoa; Arthropoda; Insecta; Lepidoptera; Pieridae. The record is from RefSeq and is a predicted model, not a curated record. The transcript has 5 exons. Bases 85 to 648 code for a protein of 187 amino acids.
UAAUUUGCAGGUUAUAAAAAUAAAUUGACCUAGGAAUAUUCAAUACAUAAAUUUCCUUUUUAUUUGUGUACUAAAUAUUCCAAUAUGUUCAGGAACUUUUUGCUACCAGUCACUCGUGCAAGGUUUCAGGUAAUUUGUGUUAGGAAUAAACAGAAAAAAGUACCUAAAGUUGAUAAAAAAUUGCAAGCUGCAGCAGAAUCCUUGGCUUCAAGAGGAUUUCUACGGCCAAACAAGCCUUGGGAUCCACCAACCAACAUUCAGGAGACAGUACUUAAAAUUUGUACCAGCAGUGGGCUUAAAGAUGAUUCUGAGUUUGAAUCUUUGGAAGUAAAAUUUAACGUACUUAAGGCAUGCUAUGAAGAGACUGGACAUAGUGUACCAAAUUCCUUGCUUCAUACAAUUGAAACAGUUGAUGACCUAUUGGACUUCUAUGAAACCCCUGUUGAUGUGUGCACUCCAUUCGAUGCUCUUAAGAAAAUGGAACUACCUAAAAAUCUUCAUGUGCAAGGAGACUAUGUUCGGUUCCACCCUGACAAAGAUACACUAAUGAAUGGUCAGUCAGCAUUCCCUCAGAGCUCAACGAUUGUUUCUGGUUUGAAUACGCGCAAGAAGUACGAAGGCUACAAUGCUAAGAGAUCUUGGCCUUAAAUACUGUUGUAUUAUACAAUUUUAUAAGAUAGUGUUAUAGAAUAAUAAUUGUAAUUAAAAUGUUAGAGCUUU